AUGAAAGAGGCGACGGCGAAGAGACGAGAGAAACCGAAGGAGAAAAACACCUCAGAGCCGCAGGAUGUGGAGAUGAAGGAGGAGGAGCAGCGCGGGGCCCGGGAACUGGACCAGACCACUCUGGACGAUCUGCUCACAGCUGCAGUAAGACUGGAAAACCUGCGGGUGGUGAAGACGAGCACCACCUCCAUCAUCGUCCAAUGGGAGAAGGCGCAGGGUGAGAUUGACAGGUACGUCCUCUCUGUUGCACCCAAUCAGACGGACGGAUCGAGUGGCCCCCGGGAAAUGGCCCUCCCCCCAGAAAGAGACUCUGCCCAGAUUGAGGGCCUGCACGCGGGCCGCCUGUAUGAGGUGGCGGUGGUGGCGGAGCGUGGCUCGACCCGGAGCCUGCCAGCCAGAGCUCAGGCCACUCCUGGUCCGGAGCCUCCGUCUGCUCUGCUGUUCAGUGAUGUGACCGACAGCUCCUUCACCGUUUCCUGGAAAAAACCCAAGAGCAAAGUGUCUGGAUUCAAGAUCACACACACACAUGUGCAGGAAGGUGAGCCCAUCUCUGUCAGUGUGGACUCAGAAACUCUGCGUCUGGAUCUGUCCUCCAGGGCUCCGGGCUCCACAUAUGAGGUGCGGGUGAUGUCGGUGCUCGGGCAGGAUGAGAGUGACCCCAUCACAGACAGCGUCACCACCCUGCCGGACGCUCCCACACACCUGCAGGCCAUCAAUGUGACGGACAGUAAAGCUCUGCUGAUCUGGAGACCUGCUCUGGCCACUGUAGACCACUACAGGAUCAUCUACAGUCCUGAGGCAGCUCCAGACUCUGCCGUCUCCAUCAGUGUGUCGGGGAACGCAGCGCAGCAUCACCUGCAGUCGCUCCACUCCUCCACCCGUUACACCGUCAGCAUCAGCAGCCGGCGGGGGGAGCAGAGCAGCUCCAGCAGCAGCACAGCCUUCAGCACCACCAGCGGUGCUGGAUGGGCAGAGGAUGGUCCCCGUGACCUGAAGGCCACACAGGUGACCCCCCGCAGUGCAGUGUUGUCAUGGAGACCACCUGAAUCUCCCAUCAGCGGAUACAGGCUGAGCUACUACACUGACCAGCAGGACAAGAAGGAGCUGGUUCUUGAUGCUGGGGUCUCAGAGCUGCAUCUGCGCCGUCUCGUGCCCUCAUCAGUGUACACUGCGCAGCUGCAGGCGGAGAGAGCAGGACUGCACACACACACCGUCCACACACACUUCACCACCGGGAGUCUCCGCUUCCCCUUCCCCACAGACUGCUCUCAGGAGCGGCAGAAUGGAGCGCUGGAGUCCGGCCCGGUGGAGGUGUUCCCGCAGGGGAGAUCCGGCCGUCCGCUGAGGGUGUACUGCGACAUGGAGACUGACGGAGGAGGCUGGACAGUGUUUCAGAGAAGAAAAGAUGGACAGACAAACUUCUUCAGGCGCUGGAGGGAAUACAGCAGCGGCUUCGGGACGCUGGACGGAGAGUUCUGGAUGGGGAAUGAGCUGCUCCAUAACUUCACCCAGUCUGUGCCGAUGGAGCUGCGUGUGGAUCUGCGGGCGGGGGCAGAGUCAGCGUUCGCUCAAUACUCCUCCUUCACCAUCGACACCGCCAAGAGGCACUACACACUGCGCAUCGCAGGAUACUCGGGCACCGCCGGAGACUCUCUGUCGUACCACAGCGGUCGGCCAUUCUCUGCGCGGGACAGAGACCCUCGACCCUUCAUCACCCGCUGCGCCAUGUCCUACAGGGGUGGAUGGUGGUACAAGAACUGCCACGAGGCCAACCUGAACGGCCUGUACAACACCAGCUCCAACCACCAGGGCGUGAUCUGGACCGCGUGGAAAGGCCAGGAUUUCUCCAUUCCCUUCACUGAGAUGAAGUUCCGGCCGGCUUCAUUCAAGCCCUGAAGCUGAAACACUGAACAUCUGAACUAUCCACACCAGCGCAACACACAGACGGUUCCCCUGCAGUGUGUGUGUUGAAUUGUACAGUUUCUAUUUUCAGUGUUAAUGUGGAGUCUGUGGUGUAUUUCAGACUCAGAGUGAUUUCAGUAAAGGAAAGCAGAGUUUAUCUGUCAGAUUCAGUGGUCUGUUAGUGAUAUAUGUGUAUAUUAAAGAUCUAGAUAAGAGCAAAACCGCAUCAUUCUGAGCAGAAUGUUGUUUCUUACAUGAUAAAACUGACGGAAAACAGUGCAGUGAAGUAAAACAGCAGAAUAAGAGUGCUCAGAGACAUUAUUAUAGCGUUCAUAAGCUCACAGACGGUCAAUAAUCUGCAUCUCUCAGCUUUUACAGUGAGUAAAGGAGGUGUUCAGUGUUCAGACAGCGCUCUGAGUGUGUGUGUGUGUGUGUGUGUGUGUGUGUGUGUGUAUCUUCUGUUUUCCUCUAAAGCUUCAUCACAGAAUAUUGAUGGUGAAAGUAUAUCAGGUCUUUAUAUUAGCGUUUUAUAUUUUUGCAAGAAAUUAUCUUAGUAUAAUCUGUGUUUAAGACUCUUUACAGCAACACCGUCUACUACACCACGCUUCAGCAAUAAAGGACUUUAACACAGUAAA
This is a messenger RNA of Danio aesculapii, 2537 nucleotides long. RefSeq names its product tenascin. NCBI's taxonomy places the organism in Eukaryota, Metazoa, Chordata, Actinopteri, Cypriniformes, Danionidae. The record is from RefSeq and is a predicted model, not a curated record. Gene Ontology annotation, molecular function: protein binding. The transcript has 14 exons. The coding region runs from base 1 to 1896 and encodes 631 amino acids.